CCCAUUAACACUUGGACUGUCAGACUCUCUUUCGACUUUAAUUGUCCAGUUUUGUCUUUUGUGAUUAUAGAAUGAUUGAGUCAAAUAAUAAUAAUAGUUUUAAGACAUACGGUCAUGGAUAUUGAUGCUUUGGAUAGGAAUGAUAAUUGAUUGUAGGAAACAUUCUUUAUCCGACACCAACCCCAAAACUUCUGUAGCUACUUGAUGGCAGAAUAUUUUUUUAUUGUCUCAGUGAUAGAGUUAUGGAUCUACUUGUAAAUUUUGGCUUUUUUUAUAUUUUAGGAUUAUCAGGUCAGUAUUUUUGGUUUUGUUUGUCUCAAGUUAGUUUUGGCUGGAUGUCGGAAAGGAGUCUUCCAAGUUGCCAACAGUUACACAGUGUAGUUCAAAAUAAUUGUUGGGUUAUUGGUUUUAAUAGAUUUUUGGCUUUUGCGACAAUAGUUUUCCACCAGUUAGUUCGUUAUCCCGAGGGUUUACUGUAUUUUACCUCAAGUGGUAUUUGAUAGAAGGUAGAUGGUGCUGUAUGGUACAUCAUAAGAGCAACUGAGCUAUGGGAAUGUGAUGUGACGUCUGGAUAAUUAUGGGAGAGAAGGUGGGUAACACGGAGGUCCUCGUUGGGGGGGUUGGAGGCACUUGGCACCAGGCCCGCCUCACCCUCGAGGCCGACCAUCUUUUCGUCACGCUCACAGACCUUGACGACCUCAGUAAUCUCCAAGGCUCAGAUGGAGAGACUGGGCCGAGCGAUGUUCCCGAACCAAUUGCGAGUCAAAAACGAGUCGUCCAGAUUUGCAAGUCUGAUAAUAAUGGCCUUGGAAUUUCCAUCAAAGGUGGAAGGGAGAACAAAAUGCCAAUCCUCAUCUCUAAAAUCUUCAAGGGUAUGGCAGCUGACCUGACCGAGAACCUUUAUGUAGGAGAUGCCAUUCUCUCUGUCAAUGGGGAGGACCUAAAGGAGGCCACCCAUGAUGAAGCAGUGCGUGCGCUAAAGAGAGCCGGCAAGGUCGUCACACUUGAAGUGGUGCCCUCCUUCUAUGUUACAGUCAAGUAUCUGCGGGAAGUGACGCCUUAUUUCCGCAAAGCCUCGGUAAUGGCCGACAUUGGGUGGGAGCUCCAGUCUGGAUUUUUGGGUGCUGAAAAUGGAUUUCUGACCACUGACGAAGACAGAAGCUCGCCGAUCAUGAGCAACGGACCAGACACAAGAUCAGUGCCGCUCCUCUUCUGCCACCUGACGCAAAAUUACAAGUGCGAAGAUUCCUUCACACUUGAGCUACACUCUCCUGACCGCCUGCACAGCCUCAUCAUGAAGUGCUCGUGUGAGGCAGACUUCACCAGCUGGUAUAACGCCCUACACUCCUCCUUGGAUCGCCUCACCAUAGCUGCUCUUGUUCACGCCAAUAAGAUGCUCGGAGAUGUACUAGACAAAGCCACCAUACACCACAUGGGUUGGCUCAAGCUUAAAGUGGAUCAAGGUAAAGAUGAAUGGGAGCCUCAGUUUUGUGCUGUAACCGACCAUGACAUGAUCCUCUUCCAGGAGGUGCCGUGGACAAAAGAAGCUUGGGCAAAUCCUCUUGUGUUCUAUCCUCUUCUAGCUACCAGAAUUGUAAAUUCAACACAUAAAGGAUCACUGGGUGGCAAUGAACCAAUUACAAUGACAAUGCGUUGUGGCACUCAAGAAGGAGUAGCCAUGAGUGUCUUCCAGCACGACACACACCGUGACCUGGCCACCUGGGUGAAGGUCUUGGUACAGGGUGCACACAGUGCUGUUCAGAGACAGAAGGAAGUUGCCUGCUAUUGUGAAUGGCGAGGAGUGGAGGCCAAGUUAGUGCUACACCACGAGGAAGGCUUCACUCUGCUGUCCACACAUGAUACCGCCGGUGGUAGAGGCCGUGUCCUGUGGACUCAGCAAUUCCACAAGCUGCUCAUGAGCUCUGAUGAUGGGGCCAGGCUAAUUUGGCUUCGGUUUGAUGGAGACAUGGAAGUCGAACUGGACUUGAAAACCAACCCUAAGCCAUUUGUCUUCAUCCUCCACACCUUCCUCUCGGCCAAGGUUCACCAGCAGUCUCUCUCGUCCUGACGUAAGCUAGACCAGCCAAUGUCAACAAAAGCAUUGGGGCCGUUACACUCCAAAAAAGUUACUAAUCCAGAACAUUUAACCAAAACUAAACCAACAACAAGCCAGAUGAACCCAAGUAAAGCUGGGAAACCCAGCCACCAUGCACAAGGAAGACCGUCCGCCCAGGUAGAUACAAACGUAACUAGCCAACCUGACCACCGAAAACCACCAAAGCCAGCGAGGAGUCAGGUAGAUUUAAGUAAAUCUUCUGGAGCAGCAACAAAUAAACAAAGUUGGAAUGCCAGUUAAAGAUCACAUAAUGUUAUUAUAGGUAAUACAGGAGUUGGCAGCCAUGACGAAAAACAAGAAAUUCUGUGUGAAACAUUUAUGAAUCGUUAACGUGAGACAAGAGUUAUUGGAUGAGAAGUUUAUCGUAACUUGUUUUAAGAGAGGACACGACUGAUCUGCGCCAUCUCCUCAUUUCCUUGUUCCUUUUUAUCAUUAAUGAUAUACACUAAUUUUGUGAAAUUGAUCGAGAAAUAAGACAGAAGGAAAAGGAAUAAUGUCAAGUUUUGCCCAAUUUCAACAUUUAGGUUAUCCCCAAAUGUUAAAUCGGACAGUAAAGAUGUUUGGUAAAUACAACAUUCAAAUGGAAGUGACGGAAAGAUGAAUGUUCAAGAGUGUUGUGAUCAGUCGGUGAUCAACAGUUAGAGCAGUAAAGGUGUUGGGAGCAGCCACGGACUGACUGGAGGGUAAACACAAACUGGAGACGUUCAGAGUAAACUUAGCGUACCGUUCUUCUCUCUUCCUGUCCCGUCUUCUUCGUGUCGAGAGCUCAACUCAGGAACCAUAAGCUGGGGAAGUUAUUGACCCCUGUAUUUUUGAUGAAUGCUUUUCUUGCUCUUUGGACUCCUAGCUUUGCUGUUACCCUUUUAAAUAAUAGUUGAGAUGAUUAGAUAGAGGAUAAUGUGUUAUCUUUGCAUGGCUCUUGGGGGCAGAUCACUGAAAGUAUGGUUCAUUAUUUAGCCAUGUUGGUGCAGGAUGGAAUAUAAUUACCUGGUACUCUGUUAAUUUUGAAAUCCAACUGUUAGAAAAAAUAACUAUAAAUUACAAAAUUCAACAAUCAUGAAAAGUACCAUAGGUUAAAAAAAAUAAAAUGGAAAAAGAAAAAAAGAUCCAAGGUAUAGAGAAAAACCCGAACUGGUGGUGAGUUGUGCGUGUGUGUCAGAGGGUUGCGACGAGCGUCUUGACUUAACCGUGACUUUUCUUGCCAGCACUCGACAAAACAGGAUGUGAAAGUUAUGUAGGAUAAUAAUAAUACAGUAAUAAAUCUUGAAGCAGUAAGUGAACUAGGCAUUCCUGGAUGUUAUGGUGUAAGAGGAAAUGACAUAAACCUCCUUCAGAGUCUUCAAGUGGUGGACGAAGCAAGUAAUACUGUCCACCAUUCUCAGAUUCCUUGAACGCGUCAAUAAUUUUAAUACGAACAUCAACGUUAUCAAUAUGCUGUACUGGGCUCGACGCUAAUAGUCCCUUAGUUUUUUUUUUGUCAACGUGGAACUGGCAAAGUUACUCGUACAUCACACUGCUUGAGGCUUAUUGAAGAAGGCUUGUGGUGUACCGGUAUUCAAGAGAUAUUAAAAUCAUAAGAAGACGCUGCCUUUUAAUCCUAAGGAAAUUGUGAAUGCCAAGGAAUUUCUGUGAUGAUAGACUCGACGUUAAUCGUAGGUACGCUCGUCAGUAUUUGUGAUAAGCAAGGUACUAAUUAUCUCGGUCUCUGGUGUUUCGUGCACAAUCAAAACAAUGUGAUGCUAAGGAAAUAUUGCAUUAGCUUUUUAUUAUUAUAUUGAAUGUAGAGCUUGUAUGUAAUAUUAAUCAUAUCUGUCUUACAAGUUAUGAAAAAAAAGACAUACUUCAUGAUAUAAAAGCUCUUUCAUUGCUAUUUUGGGCUAGAUUUUUUUGUUUUAAUAAUUAUUUGACUCAAAAGCCCAGAUCGUGUGGCAAUAAUGUUAUGUUAGUUAUUCUGGAGUGUUUAGAAACUUCACUUUCUCACACUACCUUAUGUUUUAAGGGGGAUGUAUUCUUGGCAAAGUAUUAUUACUGGUUCAGGGGUUUGAGAAAAUUAACAUAGUCCUUUUUUUUUGUCUACCCCUCGGCUAGCACUGGCCAAGGGGUAUUGUCUUCACCCAUGCCAUGUGUGGGUGGAUCUGUGUGUUUAUGAGUCUGUUAACCCAAAACUUGUCAGCGCUGCUAGUCUUACAAUUUUUGGAGGGUUCAUCAUUUGAAAUUAGGUAGGCAACAUCAUUAGUACUCAAAGAUGCACAUGUGUGCUUUUUGGAUCACAGGGUCGAAGGUGAGUCACCGUUACUAGGAACUGGCUGACUUAUUUUGUAUCGCCACUACGAUAAUUGUAAUACCUUCUUUACAUUUAUAAUCAACAACUGCCAUAAUUAGGGGAUAAUUAACUCAUCUUGAGGUAAAGUCUGGUAUUUUAAGUUAAUGAGAGCCUUUGCACUUUAAGUACACUUAUCAUGUUUCUUGUGGGUGUGAAUGGUUUGUAUAAGACAUAACUUAAUGGAAAACAAGUAAGUAUGCAGAUAAAGGGUUUUAUUGAUGCCGUAAUAUGCUUUAAAAUCUAAGGACAGUAGUAGCGCUGCUUGUCUCGGUCACUUUCGGUAACACCACUUUGGAAGACAUAAAUGGAAGCACAGAGACAGUAGGGAUGUAGGGAGACAGUGGCCCCAGUAACUCGCAGAAGAACUACCUGAGGAGAUGUGAAGGGAAGUGCGGAGAUGGUGGUCCUGUUAAUUCAUGGAGGCGUCACUGUAGGAGACAUAAUAGGAAGAGCAGAGAUGGUUGGUGACCGGGGUAGAAAUGAGCUCAUGGGGGUAAGAUGGACGAAUUGACCAAAUUUGCUUGCAUCUCUGUAACACGCCAAACAACAUGAAUGAAACUUGUCAUGAAUAAUAGGAAAUUUAAUGUACUUUGAGACUGUUACUUUUAAUUUAUUUAUUCUUUUACUUUAUAUUGAUUUUUUUUUUUUUACAUCAGUUAGGUCAAGGUCUAAGUUGAUUGAUUUGCUCCUCUUACCCUGAGAGCCUCAAAUACUCGGUGAAGGUUCUGUAUGGGACACAAAACUUUGUGUGUGGUAAAAACUGUGCGCGUGUGAUAGAAGUAGAUUCAGAAAUACUUAGUCCUAUUUAAGCUUGGAAAUCAAAAUGGUUGAUAGACAACAGGCAAUUUUUUUUCAAGGUGCAAAUUUAAAAAAAAUAUUUUUUUGAUUAUACGGUACUUAAAAUUCCUCCCUUUUAUAGUGAACCAGUAUAUAUGAAGAACCAGCAGAACCACUUCAGUGUAAAGAACAAUGAUGAACACUGGAGAAAAGUACAGUACAGUACUAUACAGCGUUAUAAUACGAUCUCUAACAAAUAAAACUUAAAAGAAAAAUUAUUAAAUCUUACAAUAGUUAGCUCUUGAUUUUAAAAAAUGAUAAUUAUGUCAUAUAUUAGAACCCCAAGCCAAAAAUUCUUCUCUAGUUUAGGACCGUAAGUUACUGUACGUCGUCCUCUCGUGAGUGACAGAACUUUCUCCAUCGACGGCGAAAAGACAAAUUGCUUUUCUUAUUUACUAGUUUAAAAAGUUCUGUAUUUGAAUUGAAUAUCCGCACCCUGGAUAUUUAUUACUUUCUGUUUUCACUGAUAAUCGUCAUUUUAUUACGUAAGUCGUAUCGUUAUCGGGCAUCAUUCGGUGGAUACUUGUGGCGAUUUAUCAUUUGAUUUUUCAAGUGAUUGCUAUUUGGCAUAAAAAUUCUUCUCGUCUAUUUUCAAACAGGAUUUUAUUUUACAUCUUUUUUAUGCUAUUUAAUUUUGUAUGCAUAUUUUUGUUUAGAUGAUUAUCCCAAUUAGUAUACAGUAUUUAUCUCUUGUGGGAAGGCAUAAUUUUGAGGAUUUUUUCUGAAUGAUAUUGAUUAUUGCAUAUAUUAUCUUGAUAUACAAGAAAAAAAGAAAAUAAUAAAAAAAAGGAUAUAAUUUGAAAUACAGUACUGUAGUUGAUUUGAAUAAUAACUAUUCCAUAAUUGUUGUUAGUGUGAAAGUUAGUCAUAGUAUUGUAGAGAGACUGAAUGUUACAGAAAACUUAUACUGUAGUGAGUAGGGUGAAGGUUACAGCAGUAUUUUAGGUCACAGGUACAGUAGAGUGAAAGUUAUAGAAGUAUAGAGUUAUAACUACCGUAGGGUGAAAAUUACUGAAAUCUAGAAUUACAGAAAUAUAUUAGGAUUACAGUUACGAGUUAAAGUUACAGAAAUUUAGAGUUAUAUGUUGAGAGAAAAUUACAGAAAUAUAUUAGGGUUACAGGUAGAGGAGAAGUAACUAUUCUAGAGUUACAGUUACUGUAGAGUGAAAAUUAGAGAAAUAUAUCAGGAGUCCAGAUACAGUCGAAUGAAAGAAAGUUACAGAAUUCUAGAUUUAUAAGUAGAAUGAAAGUACCCAAAUUGUUUAGAAUAACCGCUUAAGUAAAAAUUACAAGAAUCUAUGGAUAUAAUAAUGCUGAUGUCACCUUUUCUUCACUCAUUACGUGCUUUGCUCUUGUUUGGUGUGUGGGAGGGGACGAUAAUAGCAGCCAGGGAAGUGUGUUGUGAUAAGGCGGCCUGGAGGUUUCUUUCUGUUGUGCCUACCAUUUCAGAGGGAACAUUAUGAAACAAGAUAAACUAGAAAAGAUUAAUGUAUGUGAGAUGAGUUAAAUGCUCAACUCCUGGGAAAACACUCCUAAGAUUCGUAUAUUUCAGAUAUAGUGAUCUUGAUGAAAAGUGAACAGAAAAUUUAAACAUUAAGUGGAGGUGUACAGCUGUAUUUGCUAUGUGUUUGUCAAGGGGAAGGUGUCCUACAUAUGAUAUAAUGCACUUUGGUGUGUUGAACCUGUAUUACAGAGCUUAAUAUGUUGGGGAGGUGAUGGGUAGGUAAAUGAGCCAGUGUUACAAAAUAUUAUGAAGGGGGGGAGGCAUUGUUAACAUAUUGUUGCACAUAUUUCCUCAGACCUGUGAAAUUUGGCACAGUAACACCAUACAAUCAGUGAUUCUUAUAAUGUUUGGAAUCUAGAACUUACAUCUGGAAGCUAUGCAUUUUGAAAACUACAAUAAAGCAAUAAAUUCUCCUAAGUAAUCAUGUCAUUAAAUAAAUUUUUAAUAUUACCUCUCACAUGAUCUUGACAGGGUGUGGGUCCUCAUGAUGCAGGGAGGGGGUGGGUGGUGCCACGUGUUGGUGGAAGGGAGUGGUGCUGCUAAUGUAUAAUUGCACGCUGUAAUAGUGAGUGGGUAUAAGGGUGGCUCUAGCAAUUUUUAAAGGGUAGGGGUGGUAUAACAAUCCUCAUUUACUAAAUACACAGAAAUGACUAUCCACUGUUGGAUUUACAAGCAAUAAUCAACCAUUUGUUACAUUAAUGAGUUUGUUUAGCAGGUACAGUAGUUGCAGUGGUUAGUAUCACUGCCAGAAGAAGAUGAGGUCAGUGUAUUUUAUCACAGGACAGAACUUCUGUUUUGGGUAUGGUGUAAUUGAGGGCAGGAUCCCCCCACUGGGAUAAGACAAAAGGUGGUAGAGUUUGCAGAGCUAAAAUUUAGUCCUUAGAGAAAAUGUAGAAGUAUAUGUGUUUGUUGGUUGAUUAAUGAGAUUUUUUUUAAAGCUCUUGCUGACCUUUCUAACAUAGGUGGCAGGAAUCAAGAGCAACACAACCUUUCCCUCCAUUUGCUGUCAAUCAUUCUCUUUAACUGCUGUAAGAAAUGUACUCUCCUGUGGUGUUUCCCUUCACAACUCUGCCUCGAGACUUCCAUCUGGUUUAUCUCCAUCACUUUGUACAACAUAGACGACCUGACUACUAAGAAGAUGUGGUUCAUUGUUCCUGGAGGGUGUGGUGAUAGGCUGCUGUGGAUAAAGUAGAUUGGAUAUUUAGGAGAUGAGUUGAUCUCAGUAAAGUCAAGGUUUAAGAAAAAUUUUCUUUCUCCUCAUUGGCAGCUUUUUUCUGUGGCUACAUUUUCACUGUAGUGUAGAUGAUGGCCCCUGCAAGAUUUCUUCUAGUCCAAGCUGAAGAUUAAUGUUUCUCAUUUCUGUUUUAUUAACUCCCCUUAUUCAUAGCCCCUAGAUGGAGCUGCUAUCUUUCACUCUCUAUUGUCUGACUAACAAGGAUCAUUGAUAUUACCCCUUCAACACACAAAUACUGUAGGAGGGAAGAGACCACUCCAGAUGAAAAGCUGAAGAAACCCAUAUAUGGAUCUUGGGUGUUUUGAUCCAUUGAUUAGGUAAUUAACCUUGAAUAUCAAAAUCCCUAGUUUAGGCCCUAAUAAACAGGCAUUCUUCUUGGGGCGGGAACUUUGUCGCUGGUGUUUCUUUCAUCCCAAACGUAGAUGGGCAGUAGGUUGUCCAAGAUGAUAAACUACAGACAUUUGACUCUACAUCCAAGGAAUAAGUAUACUUGCACUGCAGUCUUGAAAGUUAACAAUUCAGAAACAUAAGCUGCAUGAGUAUAUCUUUUAUUGUAAUUUGUUGCUAAUUUAUACCUGCUGAGGCUGUUGUUAGCCUUUCCAUAAAUUCUUCUUUUGUAGUUCAAGUGAGUUGUGAUUAUUUACUUACCUGAUAGAACUAAUAUAGAUGAUUGUUUAGCAGGUAUCACAAGCACCGUUGUUAGAUGAAUGUGGGAGAAGGAACCAUGAUGUAGGUAUAGACAAGUGAGAACAAACAAAAUGUGUGAGAUGUAAGUGAAAAAAAAAAAAAGUGUUUUUUGGGCAUUUUAGACAUGAGGUUCAAGAUGAGAUGUGUAGAAAUAUCACUUUGGUGUGUUCUUAAGCAAGUGAGUAAUAUAACUGGGAUUGCUGAUGAGUCACUAUGCCAUGAUUAUUGAUAAAGGCUUAAUAAUACCUACAGCUUAGUGAAUUUUGUUCAUUUUUUACAAUAAAAGAUCUUGGUUGUAAAAGUUGGAGAUAAGUUGUUGGUGAAUGAAAACAUAAAUAUAGAAUGAUUUUGUUGUCCUGUUUGCAGUAGAGUUCAUUUUUAUAUGCCUUAGUCUUCAGUGAACCCGUCUGUUGGAUUAAUACAUUACUGAACCUCUUGUUUUGUGGCUAUGGUAGAACCUCGGGAGUUAGUUUAUUACUCUAUUAUAUACAGUACAUGAUGGUAUGAAAGCUGCACCUAGUAGUACUCUUAUUAUGUAGCUAGAACCUUUUAAUUCAAGUAAUAUUUAGUGUUUUGUACAUUGUAUAAUCAUUAUAACUAUUUGUUUUGGUUUACAUAAAUCUGUAAAUUAAUUAUGAUAAAUAAGCUUCACUUUUUUGUUGAAAAAGUAUACAGUACCUGUACUUUAUAUGUAUACUGUAUACUACUAUACAUUGUGUGUACAACAUAUGUACAUACAUACCAGUAUAUAGUUACUCUACAUGCAUAUAUACAGUACUGUAAUUACAUUUAUGCCUUUAAAUAUUAUUGUGACAAUUAACAUUAUAAUAAUUAUUUUGGCAGCUGAGUAAGUGACAAGACAUUCAAUAUUUAAGGUGGGUAGUUGUUGUCAACAGUAUUUGUGAAUAUUUCCAAAGUGAAUGGAGAUAUGUGCAAGGAAAAGUAAUUUAUCCUGACGUAACCUAUCCAUGUCCGGGUCUUUAUUCCCUGGUAAAUAUGUUUAUCGUAUGGUAAAGAGAAACUAUCGGGUAUUCUUUUGUUUUAUACAUUGUUGAAGGUCAGAGGAAGUUGUUUAACUUUUAUUUUUUAAUGGGAGAGGUUCAUGUAUAAGAAGGUAUGUGGAGAAAGUGAAUUAGAAUCAAUUUCUUUCAUUUGGUCUCGGUGAAGUAUUGUGGUAUGGUCUAUUUAACGUACAGCAGCAUAACACGUACAUGGUGGGUGCUUUGUUAUGUGCAUGUUUGGUGGUUGUAAUUAUUUUCCAGACAUAAAUUGUGUUUCCUAUAUUAACAUUAUUCCUCAUCCGUUCUCUAGUGUAUAACAAGUGAUCCGGAUAUAUUGAUAUGAUAGAAUUUAAUAUACCGUAUAUCGUGGUUGGUGCUUUAAUGCCGAGAGAUUUAAUAAUAAUGAAGGAGUGUUAUAAUUCAUUCACAACAUCGGAAGUUAUUAUGGAAGCCUUGGUUUAAUCAGGAGUAAUCUCGGUUAUCCUUUUGCAAUUGUCAUUUUAAAGAAUCUCUCAACCCAGUUCUUGGAUUAGGGAAAACUUUUGGCCGUCAUUCAUCUUGAGAGGAAGAACCUGCAAUGUGUGUUGAUCCCUGUGAGGUAAUAUUUAUUAACCGAUAAUAUGACAAGGAUUCUUACCUUAACCACUUGUGUAUGGAGUCACCUCUCUGCUGAAUAAAAGCGUCCGGCAUUAGCUAAAUAAAUGACGUCCCCCGGGUAGUAUUGGGGAGUGCUAGAAGGAUGUAAUGUUAGGAAUGUUUUUCUCUGUUGUUUUGAUUACGGUAUAAAUAGAUUGCACGUCUUACUCCUGCCACAUGUACACUCUUAAGAAUUCACCCGGUUGUGCUGGGAUGGAUGUAUGAUGGAGAUGAACUAGUGUACUAAAACACACUGUACAGUACACUUUGUCAUAUUAAACCCUGUCUGUUGAUUUUGUACGUGUAUCAUGCUUUAAUAUGUCCCGUUGCCUCCAUAUUGUGUAUAAUAACAUGGUGGGUAGUUCAUUUUGGGGUACAGUUUUUUUUUUAAGUGAAAUUAUUUUGUCAUAUAAAGUUAGCGCUAAUUCCUUAUUAUUUUUUAUAGUUGGGAGUAAAUCCUUAUAUUUUUUUUAUAUCACUGUCAUAAUGUAACAUAUUUUAUACAUAAAUCCAAAGCUUCCUGCCAUUAUGAAUUGUGAGGUGCUGUAACUUGUAUAAACAUACAUAGCGUAUAAAUGACAUCCUUGGUAUAGGGUCGUGUUAGAUACCCAUAAUACUGAGAGUUUAGGCUCUGUGAUAUGCAAUACAAUGUAAUGUACAUCACUAACAGGUAAGAUUAAUUAUUGUGGCACCUUAAAUUCCCAUAAUUCAUAAUAUUAUGUUGAUUGCUUGCUGAAAUUCUGCAGGGUGCAUAAUGUUAUUGAUCAUUUUUGACUCAAUAAUGGAAUUCAAUGAGAUGUAAGAUUUUAAUUUUUUCAAAGACUAGUUACCUAAGAGAAAUAAGAUGCCCAUAACUAAUUUUUAAAGUUAUUACUCCAAAAGUGCCAGAUAAUAAACAGUUUUUGUUACCAGUGCUUCCUUAACUGUCUCAAGGUAAUGUACAGUUAAGGUUGCAAAGACUGUCAUAAUGUACAGUUGCUGGACUGGGGAUGAAAGACAGUAUGUGGUACUGUACUUAAAUCGGAAAAUCACUUCGUGGUGUAUGUGGCUUAGACUUUGUUUGAAGAGAUGCUCUAAGAAACAAUAUGGUAAAGUACAGCAAAAAUUAUCUUACAGACCUUGUGUUUUAGUACUGUGGGGGGGGGGGGUACUGUGUUUACCUCUUUCGGUAUAAUUGCAUCCCAAGUUUUUCUUAAGAAUUAAAAUAUAUAUAUAUAUAUAUUUGGUGUACCUGUUCAUUGUAAGGCUUUUUCUUCCAUGUUUCUUUUUUAUGUUUUUACCAUAAAACUGGAAGAGAUACAGAGUGACUAUAUGAAUCUCUCACAGUAUUGAAAGUCUGAAAUACUGCAGUGCUUGUUAGUGUCCAUGAGAGGGUCUAAAAUGGAGUAUCUCUUCUUAAUGUCUAAAAUAUAGAGGAUGAAUAAGUGCAUCUUUUAGUAAUGUGGGGCUGAUAUUAAGUAACUUUUAUUAAUGCCAAACACAUGGGGCUGAAAUAAUUCAGUUAUUGUUGGUGUAUAUGCAGAGGGACUGAAAUAAUCUUAUCUUUUGUUAAUGUUGAUGCAUUGAAGGUUGGGAUUAUAUGUAGACAACAGUGGUAAGGGUGUGAAGAGCAUAGUAACUGAGAGUGGUUUUCAGAUCAGCGUAUGGAAGGUUGAAGCUCGUGUACAAUCAUAGGUAUUAAUCCAUUGAUUAAGCAUCACCCACUCUUGUCUGCCCAUAACUCAGUUACUCUGAUUGGCUGCUUGUUGGGUCAUGCCGUUGCAUUCAUCAAUUUUUCCAGAUUUUUUCGAAAGUAUUGAGAUGUGUUUGUGAUGACUCUGGCCUUUAUUCAGGGAGAACAGUAAACACUAGAGUCUGUAUGGUAGCCCAAAGCAUGAAGAACCAAUGUCAGGUGUUUGUUUACCCAAGUCAUGUUUGCCGGUCAGUGAUGCACAUGCACAGUGGUUCACUAGUUAGAGGUGGAUAGGUUGUUGAUAGAUGAAUUAGUGUUAGAACUUAGGCACAUAUUUUUCAUUAUUCACUUUUUUGUUAGCGUAUAUGGUUCAUAUGAAAGGUUGAUGUUAUUAAGUAAAUGAGCAGAACUCUGACUAAAGAACUCUGAGGUAAGGAUUUUUAUGUGCUAAGGAUAAGCACAAUGAAUUUAUGCAAAAUGGCUGUAAGGGUUAACUUGUGACAUGCAGUACAGUAGAUGUUCCUUCCAUUCUGAUUAUUGUUUUGGUUGUGUUGUGAAAUAAUGAACAAGAGGUAUUCAGUUUCUGUAUCAAAUGAGUAAUUCAAUUAAUACACCUUUAGAAUUUUGAGAAGCUCGUAAUUUGGAUUUUAUAUGUACAGUAUACAACAACAUACAAAAACACAAAUACAGUACAGUAUGUGUGUGAACGGUAGUGAUAUUCUGACACCCAUCCACUACUGUGCUGAAAUUGAAAAGUUUCUUGUGUGUUUGUAACAGUACUCUCUCUCAGUUUUAUCUUUCAUAUAAUAAAUCCUUUGCUACAGUGACUGUGUUCAUAAAAUACAUUAGUCUGGCUAUUGUACUUCUGUGCUGUGAAGACUUCUCAGUCUUUCUCUGCGAAAAAUAUUUUCUGUAAUUUGAUAUUAAAGGAAGAAUUGCUUUAUGUGCUACUCUGCCUUCCUUAAAGAAAACGUGUGCGCGUGCAUGCAUCCGUGCAAGUGUGUGUAUGUGUGUGUGUCUGUCUGGCUGUCUUUUAGCACACAUCAGUCUCAAAAUCUUUUUGCCUUUUGCUUCAUUCAGUCCGAACCUAAGACAUUUCCCAUAUUGAGCUCGGCCGUAUCUAGAACAUUGGUUUGAAAAAAAUCACCUCCUUUUACUUUCAUUAACUGCACAGCAACCAACUACUGUAACAAUGAACUGACCUGGCUAGAAAAGAGAUAAUUUUGCCAAUUUUGCCCACUUUAAUUAUUUUUGUACUAGAUUUUUUUUUUCAUAUAUCAGAACCAGAAUUAUAUUAUUUAUUAUUUUCUCUUUGAAUGGAAUUAUAUUUGUUUUAAUCUUUCUUCCCUUCUGACCUAUAUUAUAUUUUUAUAAUUCCAUUUGUCUGAAUGUGUUUAUAUUUUCUCCCACACUGUACAGUAGAGUCCAGGAUGGUGUUACAGGUCGCCACUAGUAUGAUGGGCUGUUUCAUGAUGUCAUUAGGGCGAUGUGGUGAUGCAACUUGCCAUUACAGGGAUGGACUCUGUGAAUUUACAUUGUUGAUGUUAUAUAUGAAGAAAAUUUAAGGCAAUUUGUUUUUGUUUUGUUACUGUUGUUACCGGUAAAAUGAACGGGAUUAUUAGUUUGAAAAAGGACUCAAAAAAUGUUGACCCGUAUCGACCUACUAAUGAAAAAGUUGACCCAUAUCGACCUGCUGUUCUCCAGUCAAGGGCGAUGAAUUGCUUGUUUAAGAGACAGAAAAAGUAUAUAAAGGCAUAUCGAUGUUCAGCUUAAUCACUGGUGGCUUGUGCUUUGAUUCCAUAGUGUACUUUUGAUCAAGUAGUCCAGCCAUUUCCUGCCUUUUGAAGUGUUUGAGCGGAAGACGGCCACCCCCGAGUGUCCUGCGGCACACCUAAGUGUUCCAUGUUGUGAGAGGAAGAUGCCAGAUGCCUCUCUUGAUGCAGCUCACCAGGACGGUACACUCUUCUUGUACAGCUUAAUUGUAAAUAGUAGAAUAUUUAGGUUUGUAAUAAUGUUGCACGUUAUUCACUUUUAUAAGCACUAUAGAUUAUCAAUAUUUUAUUAAGUUGAAAGAUAAGAAGUAUAGAAAUGAGUUUGUUAUGCUUUACAGUACAGUUAUAGAAAAUGUCUUCAUGUUAAGCAGCAAGAUACAUAAAUUGCUAUAUGCAUGACAGUGUGAAUGUUGGUGUACAAUGUCGUAUAUAUGUGUUAACGUACAGAUCUUGUGGGACAAAUGCUUACCCACAGAAUGUCGUAUAUGAAGAUCUUGUGGGACAAAUGCUUACCCACAGUGUUGCACAGCACACAGCAGUGUAGUGGAGAGCACUUCUAUGUUGGUUGUGCAUAUUAGCUGGUGUCCCAGGGGGUAAAUAGAGUUCUGUAUCAACUUCCUUCUUAAGAGUUUCUUGUGUAGUUGUAAGGAGGUUGAGGAAUUAGCUGCUGUCUGUACAAAGUCAUAUGGUUCUACAUUGUGCUUACCGAUACCUUGGUACCACAUGAGUCGGUGCAGGAGCAGUAUUUGGUUUCUUAGAGCCGUUAAUACUUGUACUGGAUGCUAGGAAGACAGGUGUGGUUUAUGGGACUCAUUAACCCCUUUGGUAACCUGCAUGUAGUUUGCACCUUUGCUCUAAUUGCAUACGAGUUUGCCGCCUCUUGGUUUAACCGUCGAUUCUUGAGGAGAUGUAUUUGUGAGUAAACUCCAGUUUCUAAUCUCCGUGACAUAGUAGAUGCAGACUAACUACCCUUUUGAGAUGGUUCCACUGGCUCUUAGUAUAGGUGUACAUGUGUUCCUGAGCACCACCAUUCUCCCGUCUAUGUUCUUAACCUCAAGUCGAGUAGUUUUGGCACACGUAGAUUAUAUCCAGAGGUUACGAGAUGUGUGUGGUACUGUGUGUGGCUACUGUGUGCUGAGUGUAACAAAUCUAUAUCUAUGGAGACAAUCACUUGACAUCUGAUAUCACAUUUUCUCACUUAUUUUAUCUUGGUGUUGUAGACUUGCAGUGUACUGUAUACUAGACUUUGCAAAAAUUAUCAUGCAUACUUGUAGAGCAGGUGGGUCUUCCCUCCUCAGAGUCAUUCAGUUUAAUUUUGAAUCACUAAAUAUUAUUUGAACUUUCUCAGAUUUCUUGAAAAUAUAUAUUUCAGAAUGUAAAAUUAUAUUUUUGUUUUUUUACUAAACACAUCAAGUUUUAUUAUGGUAUAUCAGCAUUACAUGCUUAGCCAGGCACGGAUAACAGAGGUAACUAGCUAUAGUAUAACCUUGUGACGGGCGCUUCCAUAAGCAUUUUCCACUUAAAGACUUGUAAUAUGGAAUACUGUAUAGCAAGUUUUAAGGUUAAUGCAGGACCAUAAGAAUUAUUAUAUUGAUACAAGUCCAGUUUAGUCAUUGGGCGUUGUCGUAAAGAUUGACAACGUGUCCGCGUGACUGUAGUGUUUUGGCCUCACUUAACUAGUUGACUAAAAAAACUUGUUGGUAGUAAAGACGAGUUACCAUUAGCGAGGGAGGUACGAGAGGGGUACGGUGCACUGUUAACAAGAGCAAGUCAGUUUAGCGUGCUACUCUCCUUCUGUAAACAUGUCUCAUAAUUGGUCUUUUUUUUUAUUUCUUUAUCUAUAAAAGCUUAAUAUUUCAUAGAUGUAUCAGAAUAAGGUAAAUGUUUUUUACUGUCAUAGCAUAUUAAUGUACAGAUGCUUGUUCCUUCAUCAGUAUUUCCGGUGCAGUUUAUUAUUAGUGACUGAAAAGACAAGAAAUGAUAUCAAGAACUUACUCGUAAAUGUCACUGUUUGUUGACUGUUAAGAUACCAAGUGAUGAUGAUGAUGUGUCCCGAUGUAUGUCUUGCAUCUACGGCUUUUGAAGGAAUUCAUCACUCACCAAUAUUUCCCAUUAUAGCUGCAAUAAACUCUUUCCAAAAUGCCUCCCUUGAAAGGUACGUACUUCAAUAAAAGCGUUGGUGCAAAAUAAUUACUUCUUGAAAUGUAGUAAAUAUAUCAGACUGAUUGUCAGUGUUCCUUAAGCAAGCUAAGGAACACACAGGGUUUUGAAACAGAUUGAGAAGGUAGUUGUAAUGUAAAUAUUUUCUUACGUAGGCUUGUAAAUGAUACUGAGGAGAUCGUUGUAGUAGUGUGAUCAUGAGAGUCAACACCAGGGCUUACUUGGGAUGGAGAAUAAGACAAAUUUUCUCAGUGUUUCACCUGUGUAUAAAUAAAUCACUUUUAGCGGAGACAUGUAAAGGUGAAGGUACAGUACUGUUGUAUCAGGGUCACCUGGCUUCAGUGUGGAGCCUCAGGACUCUCUUUAUUCUACAUCUGUUAGUGGUCACGACGUAUUGUAGUUGAUAUCACGUACAUGUAUUCAAAUUCAAGCAGUUUCUUUCUUCUGGAUUGCAGCUAAGUGAUUAUUCUAAAUCAAAUGAUAUAAAAUUGAUUGUAGAAUAAGCCCAGUCUUGACCUAACUUCUCAGUUGUUAUUGCUUCAUAAUGUUUAUGAAAUACUUCUUCAAGGUUCUGUGUUGUGUUAGUAAAAGAUAUAGUUAGGUUGUGGGUGUUAGAGUGCUAUUUUAGUCUUGUUCAUCUUUCUGCUAGGUUUAGCAAAGUGACAGGGUUUGGGCUAAAUUUAGAAAAUGCCAUGGGUUUUUGUGCUAAGUAUAACAAAGUGACCAGGGUUUUUUUGCUAAAUUUAGUAAAACGACAUGGAUUUUUUUUGUUAAUUAUAACAAAAUGACAUGAUUUUAUAUGGAAUUUUUCUUCCUAUGAGCCUCCAGUAAUGUAGUCUGUAUUUCACGACUUAAUUUUGAUUGUGCCGUGAGUUAUCGGAGGAGCCUUGAAGGAGUAUUUACAUCAAAAUUGAAUUAUUCUCCCUCUAACAUAAAGCUGAACUCCUGCCUUUCACCACCAUGCCUACGGUGAUUCAGUGAUUUUUAUUAUCACUGUAAUGAUAAUAAAAUAUUAAUAAAAAUAAUAAAAAUCACUGUAAUGUAUUUCUUCAUGUUUGUAACUCCUAUUACUGUCAUCUUUUAUUUCCUACAUGUUCAUUACCAUAAUGCUAUAUGAGUUUGUAAAUUAUUAUUAUUAUCACUAUUAUUAUUUCCACUUUUAAAACACUGCAUUAUAUUGUAUUCCAUUUUGCUAUCAAAGUUUGGAAAUUAUUAUUUUUUCCACAUAGAGUGUUUUAUAUUCCACUUGGCUAUCAGAGAUUGUGAAUUAUUUAAACUUUUUCUCUACCUUAAAGUAUUGUUGUGUAUACCAUUAUUGCUGGUGAAGUUUGUCAAUUAGGAUUUUAAUUUUUUCCCCCCACACUAAAUCAUUGCAUUGGUUGGUUGGUACUGAACAUUGGUAAUGGUUUAUGUUUAUAGUGUGUAAUUCCUGUCUCGUUAAUUCCUUCUCCUCCCUCACCUUUGCCUUCCAUUGUUAUUAUUACCAUUAUUUUUGGUUCUCUCUACUUCAAUAAGGGUUGAGGGAGUUCGAAUAUUGAGUCCUAAAGAAUUUACAGGUCAAAUUAAUUGUUGAGAGGGAAUAGAGAAUGAUUAUAUAAGUUGAUACAGGUUGUUGAUGUAAGGGGAAACUACUGUAUACUGUGCAGGCUCAUGUCAUGUCAUACAUCUAGGCAUUGUUUCCAAGACACAGUCCAUGAUGGCAUUGUUUUUACUGAAAGUGUGGCCUGUUAUCAAGUCACUUUAUCUGGAAGAAAUGAUGUGAAAUGAUCAACUCACUGCAUGCAAUGUUUGAAAACAAAAUAAUAAUAAUAUUCACUUACUCUCUCUACAUACUGAAUUGCCUUCAGAGCUUUAAUGAGGCUAAAAUUUCAGUAAAUAUAACAAAAUUAGGAUAAAGAUUAACUACUAAUGGCUGUCUAAAUACUGUAUAUUUAUUAAUACCUAAGAGAUUUUUUGAGAUAUUAAUACUGUUAUUAAGCAAUGUUCAGCUUUAGAUGCAUCUCUGCUAUAUAUAUAUAUAUAUAUAUAUAUAUAUAUAUAUAUAUAUAUAUAUAUAUAUAUAUAUAUAUAUAUAUAUAUAUAUUAUUUCUUUUAUUUUAAUUUCAGCUGGUCUCCAUUUCUGCCUAAAGCGACAGGAUUAUACUAAGACGAUGUUGCUUCGUACGCAAUAUGCAGCUUCAGUAACAUACUAAAUCUGGGUGUUAUUUAGUGUUAAUAAUGAGCUUAAGAGUAAGAUAUUGUACAGGAUAAGAGAGAGAGAGAGAGAGAGAUUUAUUCAGGGGAAAGCAUUGACCUGUAGUAGGAUGUCAAUAUCCGGAUGUUGUUUUGAAAAAUUGAGUUAAAAGUGAAAUAUUUCAAAUAAAGGACACUAUUUUCUCUUA
Homarus americanus (American lobster) is the source of this 18323-nucleotide messenger RNA. RefSeq names its product beta-1-syntrophin-like (gene Syn1). Gene Ontology annotation, cellular component: dystrophin-associated glycoprotein complex; intracellular anatomical structure. The record is from RefSeq and is a predicted model, not a curated record. Gene Ontology annotation, molecular function: structural molecule activity; protein binding. Bases 578 to 2068 code for a protein of 496 amino acids. The transcript has 9 exons. Lineage: Eukaryota; Metazoa; Arthropoda; Malacostraca; Decapoda; Nephropidae.